AUGGAAUCCCUUAUGCCGUCUGGCAUUCUGCAGCGAGCGGGUAUCGAAUCAGGCACCCGACAAGCUGCAGUCUUUGGCGUGGGGAUAAGCUUCAUAGUUUUCAUUUCUAUCGUCAUGGCUAUACGAAUGUGGGUGCGAGUUAAGGUCAUUCGAGCCGUUGGAAGUGACGAUAUUAUGAUGAUCCUGGGAACUAAUAUCACUGACCUGAAUCCAGCGGCGCAUUAUGGUACCGGCAAGCAUCUCAGUGGUAUCGCCGAGGAAGUCUACGCGCCAAUGCUAAAGUCUAUCUGGUCAACUCGGCUGCUAUACGUGAUAGGAAUCAUGUUUAUCAAACUAUCCUUACUCUGGCUCUAUCUCCGUCUCGACCGGCACGGAUAUAUGAAAUGGGCAGUCUAUGCCCUAUCAUUUGUUGUAUUGGGAUUGUCCAUUUCGAGUGCCUUGAUUCUCAUCUUUUCCUGUUUCCCGCCUUCCAAGUUUUGGGACAUACCCGGGACUGUUUCCGGCCACUGCAUGUCGGCGAGCUCCCAGCAAACCUUUUAUGAGGCUAACGGUGUUCUCAAUAUUAGAAAAGCCGCUUACACUGCGCAGCGCAAGAAGAUUGCUCUUACGGGAGUCUUUGGACUUGGAAGUCUCGCUAUUGCCGCCGGUUGCGUGCGAUAUGUCUAUGUGAAGAGGCUAGCGGGUAUCAAAGACCAGUAUUAUGAACUCGCGGAUUCCCUUAAUUGGUGCAGUAUCGAGAAUUAUGUUGCCAUCGUUUGCGGAUCAGCGCCUUCUUUCUCGGUCCUCGUCAAGACCUAUGCUACCCGUCUUUUCGGCAUCUACUAUGGCGACCAAGUAUAUCAGACUUAUAGCCGCUCCCAUGAUCAACCACUACAACGUAUUGCGGAUCGCUUCCGUGCAGAUGACCCUACCAUUACUACUGGAAGCCAAGAGGCCAUCGUGCCUACUGGGGGAAUCUUGAUGAAGACGGAUUUGCACAUGGAGGUGGGGCCAUCUGAUCCAACAGAGAAUCAUGCGGAGGAAUAA
This is a messenger RNA of Penicillium arizonense, 1026 nucleotides long. RefSeq lists its product as uncharacterized. Bases 1 to 1026 code for a protein of 341 amino acids. Lineage: Eukaryota; Fungi; Ascomycota; Eurotiomycetes; Eurotiales; Aspergillaceae. The transcript has 8 exons. The record is from RefSeq and is a predicted model, not a curated record.